UUACUGACCCUAUAUAUCAUAAUAAAAGUACCUAUUUGUAUAUUGCACGCUCCAAAUUUGCGUUAGUGCCUUGAUUAACAGACCAUGAGUUUCAAUUCGUAGCUAUACAAGCCUCUAUUAAUUGCUUGUGCUCUAUAGCUUGCACUUGUGUGACUGAAUAGUGUAGACCUACAUGAAGACUCUACUGUGUGAGGUACUAGCUAUACGCUCUAAAUUAUAUGCAGAGACCAUUCUGCUUGCCGUUGUUGAUAUCUGAAAUGUCUGAGGUGGAGCUGAAGUCACGUGUGGUCCAACUGGAGACAGAGUUGGAACAGGAGAGAGCCAAGUCUAAACAGCUGCAGAAUGAAAAGGUCACAGAGCUCGAAGCCAUUCAAGAAGCAGCUAGGAGGCAUAUAGAAGAGUUGAAAAGAAGUUUUGAAGAUGAAAAACAGGAUCAGUCUGCCCGCGAGAAGAAGGGGAGGUCAAGCGUGACAGCAAAGUUCAAACAAGAGCUUCGACAACAGGUUGAGCAAGAGCUGAUUACAUCAUACACCAUUGAGCGUAAAAAGAUAACACAGGACUUCGACUCCCAAUUUAAGUCAGCAGCUGAGGAGAUUUCUCGUCUCAAAGCCACCCUCAAGAACAAGGACACUCUCUUGCAGGAGAAAGAGAAGGAACUUCGUACCAGUGUUGAGAGAACAGGACGCUCGGAAAGAAAGGCUAGCAAGCAACAUAUUGAUGAAGUGGAAAACCAUCGCCGCCAAAUGCAAUCUAAGGAAAAGGAACUGUCUCAACUUGCUGAGAAGCUCUCUCGUACAAUGGCUGACAAAGACAAACUUGUCGAAGAUAUGAAGCGACUGAAAGAGCCUGAUAUGUGGGGGCAUAGGUCGACCACACCUACCUCUCCCUCGCUCUCCCCAAGUGCUAGCGUUGAGGAGCUAUCCGCUGUGUCAAAGCAGGUGAGCAGACGAGAGAGAGACAUGGUGAUACGAAACAGUGAGCUCAGCUUUAGAGUACGCACUCUUGAGGGUUACGUGUCAGACUUUAGGGGAGAGAAUGCCGAUCUGAAACAAAAGCUGUCUGAGAGCCGCUCUCAGCUGACACCUCUCAAGGAGCAUAACAAUAGGCUCAAUGUUCGUAUCAACGAUCUAAACGUCUCCAUGCGUUCCAGAGAGAAGAAGGUUAUCUCUCUCUCCCAAGAGAUUGUGGAGCUGAAGUCGGCCAAGCAGCAGCUGGAGGAGGACUUAACAAGACAGCGCAAGUCUCUCCAACAGCAAUUGACAAGGUGUACUACGUUCAGAAAUGAGGUACAGAAACUAAAUGGCAAGAAUCAGUCACUUACAGACACUAACACACGGUUGCUACUGGCAGUGGACAGACUGGAAUCAGAUAAUAGUGGGCUAGAACAGCAAAUGCGGAGUUUCAUGCUCGCGUCCCCCACCCCCCUUUCCCCGCCCCCGUCCACUCUGGAUGAUGAUGAAACUUGCUCAGUGAGCUCUGGCUCCAGCUCAAUGCACAUCCUCGAGGACAGGAUCAGUCAAAUGGAGUUUGACAAGGAUGAGACUGAAAUACAGCUGGAAGAAUUCAGGGACAAAUACGAAGGGAUGAAACUUGAAUACUCCAGCCUGCGUAGCAAGUACAAGGCUCUCCGUACCACUUACGAAACUGCACAGCAAAAAAUGCGUGAACUUCAGGCCAGCUAUAGGGAGGAAUUAAGCAGAACUGAACGCUUUGAGAAAGAGCGCCUACAUUUAGAGGGUGAGCUUGACAUGCUCCGACGAGCAUCUCAAGACGAGAGUUUAUAUGAUCAAGACCGACAAGUGGUCACCAUGGAGUCUCUGCAAUUGAAGGUAGACGAGUUGCAGGCACAAGUUGAUGAGCUGGAAGAGUUUGUUUGUGAUCAGGAUAUUAUAUGGCUGAAGCAAGAAGAAGCUUGGGCUGCGGAAAAAGAGACUCACGUUUCAACGCUUGAGAAAUUGCAAGAAGCUCAUCGAAUUUUAACUGAAGAAAAAGAGAGACUUGCUGCAACACUCGAUCAUUUGCAAGAGGCUUUUGCAAAAGAAAAAGAUACACUGAUAUCAACAAUUGAGCAAUUAAAACAGGUUUCUCACAAGGACAACACUUCCGAAUUAGAAGAGAUGAACUCACAAUUAACUAAGCAGUUGAAUGAGGUUCUUCGAAAACAAGUAUCUAUGGAAGAUGAAAACAACCAACUUUCAGAAAUGUUGGCAGCUAGAACCAGGGAUUUAACCAAUCACGAAGACAACGAGACAAGAUUCAGUGAGGACUUGAUUACGGCGACUGAUAAAAUUACGUCACAAGAACAUAACAUUGCGCAACUGAGAGGAGAACUGGAAAAUGCAGGCAGAACAAAUCUUAAGCUAGAGAAAGACUUCGACAAAGUAAAAUAUGUGCUUCAAGAUAGAGAUACUGAAUACUCUAUCCUUGCAGAAAGGUUUGCUCAACUACAAGAGAAUGUGAUGAAAGCACCCAGCAGUAGUGAGCUUGUAUCAGUUUCUCCCAUUGAACCCAAAGUUGAAGGCAAUACAUACAUUGAAGAAAAACAAAAACCUUUCACUGCUUCUUACUCUCUUGAGACAGCUGAUGAGAGUACAUCGACUUCCUCUCUGCCACAGUUAGCAGAGCUGAGUCAGCAAUACAGGGAGCAGCUAAAGCAGAAAGAGGAGGAUAAUGAAGCCCUACAUGACUCUCUCUCCCUGGCCCGGACCAACAAAGCUCAGAUGAAGGCUCUCCUGGAGGACCUCCAGACCACACUACAUACUCAGAGCGAGGACUAUCUCUCUCACAUCGGUGACAAGGACCAGCAGAUCAGCGAGCUCACUGAGCAGCUAUCUCAAGCCUCGUCCAAGCUGACCAGACUGCGUAGAGCAGUGCCUGUGGGCAUCAACCACCAGAUGGCAUCUGAACUCGGCCACAAAGUCAAGGCCGCACUGAAGACGCUCUCAGCCAAGGCACGCUCUUCUCCUACUCGCAACUCCAAUGUUAUGCCUUACUUGCGAUCUCUUGAGGAAGCUACAAAUGAACUCCUUCACACACUGUUCCCUGGCACCUUUGACGCCGAGUUAACUCCUGUGAACUCCGAAACCACUCUGAUCUCUGAGUAUAGUACCACCUCAGAGCUAAGCUCGAUGUCCGAUCAAGACUUGGUUGAAAUGUCCACAACCACCCCCGUGGUACACACACCCACACAUCUCCCACACUCACAAUCAUCCCCCCUGUCCCAAGAGGAGGUAGACUACCCAUUGCCCCGAGGCAUUCCACAAACGUUCCCCAUCAAAUCAAGAGAGACUUCACCUAGUACUAGAACGCAAGCUUGGAGAGAAUCUUCCUUCCCAUUUCACCCUGUGGAAGAUUUGUUGAAUGGUGAGCCGAGCAUGAAGAAGAAAGAGGGAGCGUCGAAUGGUCUGCAAGAAGCUCGUGUGUUUGUGGCAGUGUUAGACUAUGAUCCCAAGUCGAUGUGCGUCACUGGGCAGCCUGGCGAUGAGCUCAGCUUCAAUACUGGCGCUGUUCUGGCAGUUAAUGGCAAUAUGGAUGGCGAGGGAUACUACACGGCAACAUUCGAGGGUAUUACAGGACGAGUGCCUGCUAACUUCAUUCAGGAGGUCGACGUCUCUGACCCCGCCAUGAAGAAUAGGCUCUUCAAUCAGACAUUAGGGUCGCCGUUACCAACUGACUCGUACAAGGUGCCUUCAAGACAUACCCUUUCGACCGCACUUACUGAGACGAGUCUUUUAGAGUCAUUUGCAAGCAGUCACCUUAAAACACCAGCUGGAGCUACAGGGUGUCCAAAUCCUCCUGCACACUUCAAAGUGGAUAAAGCUUUAGGAAACAGUGUUCUUUUGGUUACUUGGCAACCUCCCAAGAUGGACUCAUCGGAUGGUAACUAUAGCAAUGGUUGUUUUGUAACAGGCUAUCAACUAUACGUCAAUGGAGAGACAAAGAACUUGAUUAGUGGAGCAAUGCACACUAAGGCAACUUUUGUCGAACUCAACCUAUUGCAACCACUCACUCUGGGUAUAUCCACAUGUGCUGUCAACGGGAAGAGCUCAAAGGUCAUCACCAUUCACUAUCAACCCAGGCCACUGAGUGCUGUUACUUCUCCCAGCCCAGAGCCAGAGCAGUACAGAACGUUCAUAGCACUGUAUGACUACGACCCUGUGAAGAGCUCCCCGUGUGACCACCCCGAGUUUGAGCUGGCACUGUGUGAGGGAGACCUGCUCAUGGUCUAUGGACAAGAAAUGGAGGACGGCUUCAUGGUUGGAGAGUUAAAUGGCCAAAGAGGACUUGUGCCAGCUAGCUUUAUAAAUGAGGUCAAGAAACCGCACAUUAAGCAGUCUAGCCAGAUGGGGUCCAGCGUCACUGAAUCAGUGCGAUCACAGUCUGCUUCACCUUCCAUACCCAAACUACCAGGAACCACAACACUGAUGAUAGCCUCGUUCGACUAUGACCCAGAGAGGGAUUCCCCCAAUCCCAACUCUGAGAUGGAGCUAGGUUUCAAGAGAGGAGAUGAAAUCACUGUGUUUGGGAAAAUACAUGGUGAUGGCUACUAUAGUGGUCAGCUUGGGGACAAGUUCGGACUAGUCCCAUCAAACUUCCUCACUCGGAAACAACCUUCUCAUCCUUUGUCCGAAUCGUAUGAGUGCACAACCACAUCAAGACAACAAGAUGCAAUGUGCACCAUAGACAAAAAAGUCUCCGAAGAGGGAGUUCAAAAAUCGAAUGGAUUGAGUAGCUCUGAGCAGCCAGUUCAAACUCCCAAACAAAACGAAGUGAAGACAGAGGCAUCAAAAUCUCCAAAGACAAAAUCCUUACCAAAAGGAAAAUCAAGAAGGACAGGCUCUCCUUCCGAUCCCAAGAAGAAAAGAAGUUUCCGAUGGCAAAAAUCGUAGCAAGACAAUAUACCAGAACAACUUUUACACAUGCAGUUCCUCCUUUUCUAUAUUAUAGGGCCCUUAUUUUUACUGACUGACAUGCCAAUUUUUAAGUGCAGCUUUUGUGAUACAUUACAUACAUCUGUGUAGAUGAGUUUUGAACUGUAA
Molecule: messenger RNA, 5039 nt
Organism: Halichondria panicea
Lineage: Eukaryota; Metazoa; Porifera; Demospongiae; Suberitida; Halichondriidae
Product: early endosome antigen 1-like
Exons: 28
Coding region: 219-4889 (1556 amino acids)
Biological process (GO): neuromuscular synaptic transmission
Molecular function (GO): protein binding
Source: RefSeq, a predicted model, not a curated record